Molecule: messenger RNA, 2027 nt
Organism: Mya arenaria
Lineage: Eukaryota; Metazoa; Mollusca; Bivalvia; Myida; Myidae
Exons: 3
Coding region: 134-721 (195 amino acids)
Source: RefSeq, a predicted model, not a curated record
AUAUAUAAAGCUUUGUUCAUUUAGUUUAAAUAGCAUACCCAGAAAACGGAAUAGAAAAAAAGAAAACAAUCUUCACCAUAGGUGCUUGUGAAAAAAAACUAUGUUACUUCAAGGAAAAGUUCGCUGAACGACAAUGGAUAUUUGUUAUAGCUUUUUGGAUGUCUGUUCCCUCGUGGAUCUUGCACCGUGUCCUCCUCCGGACAUCGAGGCCAACACGUUUUAUCAGCAUUUGACCGCAAGAAACUUGACCGUGCAGCUUGUGUUACAGAUUGCGGUCCGGUGUGGUAUAUCAGAUAUAUCACUGACUUCUACAGAUCGGACUACUUUGAACAACUUAUCUUCCACUGGGUUAUAUUGGACAACUCAAACCGAUUCGACAACGAGACACACCUAUUCGACAAAUCAAACAUUUUCGACAACGACGCAAAUCGAGUUUACAAGUCAACCCGAUUCGACAACGAGGCAAACCAUUUAUGGGAGUAGUAAUAUAACUACCCUCUGGAACAAUCCAAAAUUCUUAAUUCCUGUUUGCGCGGGAGUUAUGCUAGUUAUCAUCAUUACCUUUAUCGUUUUGAGAAAGAGACCAUGUCAAAGAAGUAAUAAGGUGCAUACGGCAGGAAAUAAACCCGUGGAUUGGAAAGAAGACAGUUCAGCCGUGACAAAAGACAAUCAACCUCCUUGCACUUACCAAGAAUCAACGGAGACAAGAAUGAACACCUAAACGAUUGUACACGAAAUGUCAAAUAGACAAAUGGAGCGAACAAAAGAGAAAAUAUAUGACUGAAACAAAUGGAUAUAACGAAACUCUUGAUCCAUGUGUGAGAAAUGGACAUGGAGACUUAUAGUUUAUUCCGUUUCUAGCUCAUCUUUAAAUGUGUUAGCUGCUAGGCAAAUACCUUCCGUAAACAUGUCAUUAACUGCCCACUGCAGUUGUGAAUGUGCAGUUUUUAAUAAGCAUAUAUUAUAAAACAGGUAUUUCUUUUUAAGAUGUUGGUCAUGGGUUACAUUUUAAAUUUAUUAAAAUUUUAUUUGCAAUGUUCAAUUGCUUUUUUAUAAAGCAUGGAAGAAUAAGACGUAAAUGGAAAUUAGCACAUAUCCAUUAAAGAUCCACUCUUACUCCCAACUUAGAUGUUUAUCAAAUACAAAAUUGUUGCAGCGAAAGGAUGAAUAAAUAUCGAAAACAAAAGUUCAUAUGAAGGAUACCGAUAUUUCUACCUUAUGAGUUGGGUUUUUGUAUGGUAUCAAUAAACACAUUCUGUAAGUAAAUAUAUUCUGAAAUAAAUAUGCUUAGUGUUGUUGUAGUGAAGAACAGUACCUAUUUGAAUGAUUUAGGUUUCUACUUAACCAAUUCUGUUCUGUUUAGCUUAGUUCACUGUAGAAUAUGAACGUGUGCCCCUGCACAAAUCCAUAUUCAUUCACCCAAGAAAAGAUUUAGUUUUUGCAAUGGAAGCUAGUAAAAAUAUGAAAUGACAAGAAAAGGGAGCGAAUUGUUGUUGGUAUAGAGAUAUUGCGCAAAGAACAUGCACGUGUAAAAAAGAAGUAGUUUAUAGAAUGUUUUCUCCAAUCUCAUACCCAGUGAUUUUCCACAACAAGAAGAAUAGGUAUCGAGUACAGUUGAAUUUCGUAUAAACAUUGUAUCAAGAUUAUUAUUUUUUUCAAUUCUUCUUUGUUUUUAUAAUUGUUCAAUUAAUCAUUCAAGGUGCAUUGAGGUUAAAAUAAACUGUAUAUAUAUAUAUUUCCAAUUAAAGAUGAUUUGCUUAGUAUUUAUGGUUUCGUGAUUUCUAUAGUUGCAGUGAUUACUGUAUUGUAAGAGAAGUAACACUGCGAGGAGUUUGGUGUUUCUUAAGUAAAACGAAUUAUAGCCAUGUUUUAAAUAGGACAGGAUGCUGGAAAAGAUGGACACGACGAGCGCAUUGCAUUGUGCGGAAAAUAAUUUUUGAAUUUGACACAACAUGUUAAAGACUGUUUAAUUGAAAUCAUGUUAGCUUUGUUCUGUAAAAUAUGUUAUGUUAGUCAUUAUAAGUUUU